Messenger RNA from Entamoeba dispar SAW760, 1155 nucleotides. RefSeq lists its product as uncharacterized. The transcript has 2 exons. The coding region runs from base 1 to 1155 and encodes 384 amino acids. Lineage: Eukaryota; Evosea; Mastigamoebida; Endamoebidae. Gene Ontology annotation, molecular function: GTP binding. The record is from RefSeq and is a predicted model, not a curated record.
AUGAGUUUACAAGAAAGAAAACAAACAAAAUUACUUUUGAUUGGAAAUACAGGUGUUGGUAAAAGUGCAUUGGGUAAUUUUAUUCUUAAUAAGAAUGAAUUUGUAUCAAGUGAUAGUGCAAAUUCAUGUACACAAAUAAUUCAAGGUGGUUGUGGAGAUAAUGAUAGAAGUGAUAUCUGUGUUAUUGAUACACCUGGAUUUCAAGAUUCAGAUGGUAGAGAUGGUGAACAUCUAACAAAACUUAUUCAAUGUAUUAACAAAGAAAAUGAGUUUCAUUCUGUUGGAAUUGUAUUAGAUAUUAAUGAUAAAAGACUUUCAUCUAGUAUCAAAAAAUUAAUUAAAACAAUAUACAGUAUGUUUAAAAUAGAAGAUUUCUGGAAACAUGUUUGCAUUAUUUGGACAAAAUGCUAUUAUUAUACACCUGAAGAACAAGUAGAACAGUUCAAAAAAGAAAAAAAUAAAUUUAAAGAAGAACUAAUCAAAUUUGUAACACAGGAAGAAGGCAAAGAUAACAACAUAGAGGAAAGUAUUGAUUUUCCAAUGUAUUUUAUAGAUUCAAAACCACUUGAAAAUCAUGAUAAUACAAGAUCAGAAAAUGAAAUAAAGUCAUUAAUUGAAUGGUCAAGAGAAUUAAAACAAAAUCCAUUUUGUUUUGAGAAUCUUAGUGAAUACAAAGAAAUAACUUAUGAAAAAAAUGAAAGUAUUACAAGAACAGAAGAAAAAAAUAUAGCAACAUAUACAACAACAAUAUGGAGAAGAGAUGUAAAGGAAAUGCAUAAUGGAGAAAAAAUUAUUGGUCCUUGGUAUGUAAGAAGAAAAAAAAUUCAAGAUGCACUUCAAGCAGAAAAUUUAAGAAGGAAAGAAAAAAGAAAGAACAUACUGAAGGCAAUAGGUUUAGGUGGUCUUGCAGUUGGUGCAACCGUUGCAACAAUUCUAAGUGGAGGUGUUGUUGGUGCUUGUGCUGUUGGUGCUGUUGCUGAAGCAACUGUCACUGGAGUUGCAACUGCUACUGCCUUUGGUAGUGCUGCAGUUGUUGGUACGGGUGUUUCUAUGGCUGGUGGUGUUGCUACUAUUGGUAGUACUAUUGCUUGUGCAGAAAAAAUUGAUGAAAUUAAAUCAUCUGAUAGAAACAUUACUAAGGAAAAAGUGCAGUAA